AGCUGGUCUGAACUUUCCCUUAUAAGACAUGAUAGGUAUUGUGAAUGUCGGCCAACACCGACAGUCCAACCAGAUAUUUACUUUUCUAUCGCAAUCUGCUUAGCCAACGAAACGAAAUGCCUAUACUUCAAUGAGGGGACACCGCGUAUUCUGCCACCAGAUCAAUCGCAAAGGCAUGCCUACUUAAAAGGCAACCCUGGAGCAUGAGCUAGGUAUAUAUAACGGGUGGCAUUGCUCCCUUCUAUAAAGAAACCAAUGCCUCCAAGCUCGUUUUGUUAACUUCCAAAGCCCCUAGUACACAGUACUUGCCUCCUAACAUGGUCGCCUUCAGACUUUUAAGCUUCGCGCUCUUGGCCAGCGCAGUGGCCGCCCAGAACAUACUACGAUACAUGCCUUUAGGCGAUUCCAUAACUGAAGCCGUCUGCUGGCGCGCACUGUUAUGGGAGAAGCUGCAAAGCACCGAGUUCGCCUCGGUGGAUUGGGUCGGGUCAAGCAAUUUGAUUGAUAAUAAUUGCGGAAACACUCGCUACGACCGCGAUAGUGAGGGGCACUCGGGGUUUCUGGCCAUCAAUAUCGCCAAUAGCGGACAGCUCGUAGGCUGGCUUCAGGCGAAUCCCGCGGAUGUGGUUACGAUGCAUCUAGGCACUAACGAUAUUGGGUGGCUUAACCCCCCCGUGGACCAGAUCCUUGCCACUUUUACGAGGCUCGUGGGGGUGAUGAGGGAUAGCAAUCCGAAGAUCAAGAUCAUUGUCGCGCAAAUUAUCCCCAGCACCAACGUGAUAUGGAAUACAGCUAUCACGAAUCUUAAUCAGGCGAUACCAGCAUGGGCGCAAGGGCUGAACAAAACAGAGUCGCCGAUCUGGGUGGUGGACCAGAAUACAGGAAUCGAUCCGGUCGCUGACCUGCGCGACGGCCUGCACCCCAAUCUAGCAGGGGACGAAAAGAUGGCCAAUGUGUGGUACCCGGGGCUCAUCAACGCGUUGCGGGCUGCGAAGACCGAUAAGUUGGCUGAAGCUGAUGCUGCUGCUGCUACUGCUGAUAAGGAUGGGGAUGGGUUUAAGCCCGCCAAGGUGACGAAGAACAACGUGGAACGAAGUGGUCGGAUCAUGCUUUGCGCCUUGUGAAAAGAGAGAAGGAGCUGCUGUCGAGGUUGCAUGUACGCUACUUAUGAGUGACGUUAAUCGAGCAACAGAGCAAUACAAUGUCUCGAGUGCGG
Xylaria bambusicola is the source of this 1216-nucleotide messenger RNA. RefSeq names its product carbohydrate esterase family 3 protein. The transcript is spliced from 2 exons. Bases 318 to 1124 code for a protein of 268 amino acids. Gene Ontology annotation, molecular function: phosphatidylcholine lysophospholipase A1 activity. NCBI's taxonomy places the organism in Eukaryota, Fungi, Ascomycota, Sordariomycetes, Xylariales, Xylariaceae. The record is from RefSeq and is a predicted model, not a curated record.